UUUUUGAUAAGAGAUGCCUUUCGUGCACGAUUGCACAAGGAAAAUCUUCCGUAAGAGAAAGCAAUGGACGGCGGUGUCGCCGGUGACGGAGAAUCGUCGGCGGCGGAUAGGGUUGUUGUUAUCGCAAUAAAAUACGACAGCGGAGCGGAAGAUGCGAAGGCUUUCACUCCUGACGAGCUGCCGAAAGCUAGUGAUGCGGUCUCUGUUGAAGGAGGAGCGGAGAGAAAAGCCUGCGUAUCGAUUUCCGUGGAAUGUAAUAGGGAGGAUUUGGAAUCGGAGGGGUCUAAGAUUUGCCGGAUUUGUCAUUUGAGCCCGGAGUUGGCUGGAUCACCGGCGGGAGGGUGGGAGCAGAUUCAGAUCGGAUGCGGGUGCAAAGGCGAGCUGGGAUUUGCGCACCGCCGCUGCGCCGAGGCCUGGUUUAGGGUUAAGGGAAAUAGGAUCUGUGAAAUCUGUGGUGUGACAGCAAAAAAUAUUGUUGGUGAGGAAGACAGUAACUUCAUGAAGCUGUGGAAUGAGGGCACAAGCCUGGAUGUUAACAAUAACCAGAACUUGCAAGUGAGGGCCAACUGUUUGAUUAGCAAGUCUUUCUGUAAUUUCUUCUUGUCUUUUCUUGUUUUAAUUUUAGUACUUCCAUGGUUUUUCAGAGCCAGAUUCUUCUGAGCUUUCUUCUGGAAGGAUGUGAAAAACAUUCCUUUCAAACGCUUGUUUGUUUUUUACUGGAAUGAGCUAGGAAUUGUACAGUCCUACACAUUUCAUUCAUAUAUAUAUAUAUAAUGCAACUUUGGGCUUGUAAGUACAUUAUUUUGUGUUAUGGAAUUGGUGAAUUUUGAGGGGAA
Messenger RNA from Dendrobium catenatum, 836 nucleotides. RefSeq lists its product as uncharacterized. Gene Ontology annotation, molecular function: zinc ion binding. The record is from RefSeq and is a predicted model, not a curated record. The coding region runs from base 64 to 660 and encodes 198 amino acids. The transcript is spliced from 2 exons. NCBI's taxonomy places the organism in Eukaryota, Viridiplantae, Streptophyta, Magnoliopsida, Asparagales, Orchidaceae.